Messenger RNA from Anopheles marshallii, 1671 nucleotides. RefSeq names its product major facilitator superfamily domain-containing protein 12-like. The transcript is spliced from 5 exons. NCBI's taxonomy places the organism in Eukaryota, Metazoa, Arthropoda, Insecta, Diptera, Culicidae. The record is from RefSeq and is a predicted model, not a curated record. Gene Ontology annotation, cellular component: membrane. Gene Ontology annotation, biological process: carbohydrate transport. Bases 1 to 1671 code for a protein of 556 amino acids. Gene Ontology annotation, molecular function: symporter activity.
AUGGCCAGCUCUGGAGACAAAGUUCCAGCGGCAAACGGCAGCACAACAAUCCACCGGUAUGGUGCCACGACGGACACAAGAACGGUAGUGCCGGCAGUAAAUGGAACAGAACCACACACCGAUCCCGGAACGACCCCGACAACGUUUCCCAACACUAGCAUCGACAUGGAACGUGCCCAGUUGGACAAGCGUUCCACACUGAAGAUGUGCGAAAAGAUUGGGUACGGUUUGGGUCACGUGUAUAAUGAUCUUUGUGCCGGCAUUUGGUUCAGCUAUACGCUCCUGUUCAUGCAGGGUGCGCUAGGAAUGCCGGCAGCCGAAGCCGGUGCGAUGGUGAUGUUGGGACAGGUCGGUGAUGCUAUUGCGACACCGAUCGUGGGUCUCCUGACGGAUCGAUAUGGAACGAAGCGACAGUGGCAUAUAGCAGGCACCUUUAUAGUAUUCCUUACAUUCCCGAUGAUAUUUUCCCUGUGUCCCUGGUGUUCGGUGGCGCCUCACUGGUGGGAAAUUCUGUACUUCGUAAUCGUGAUACUUGCCUUCCAAUUUGGGUGGCCGAUCGUACAGGUGACGCACCUUGCCAUGAUACCGGAGCUCUCCCGCACGCAGAAAGAUCGAUCAGAUCUAACCGCCAUUCGACACUCGGUGUCGAUCGUGUCCAACGUGGUGGUGUACAUAGUCACGUGGGCAGUAUUACGGAGUCGUACAAGUACAGACAAUCAGAUUGGACCAGGCGAUGCGUACCGAUUCCGGGAUAUCUCUCUGAUUCUUACACUCGUUGGCGUGUCCAUGUCGGUUUUAUUUAAUUUUUCGCUCACAUUCAGCGGGUACGAGCAUCGGCGGAAUACUGCACUGCAGCACAACAUCAUCCGCCCUUCGGGACCGCAAGCGGAAACGAAUAUUGAGCAAGUGAAACAUGAGCAGACAAAAGCAAAUGGUUCUCAACAUUCAACAGGAUCUUCCACCGUACUCGAUACCAUUGUUGAACGUAAACCAAAGAAAAAUUUCUUCAAAUCACCUCUACUGUACCAGAAUGCCUUACUGUACGUCUUCUCGAGACUUUUUAUGACAACGUCACUGGUGUACAUGCCUCUAUGGUUGGACGAGCGUGCAUAUCAACCGGAUGUAACACCAGCGGAAAACAAUGCCAACGUUGAACAUUUGGCAACGGUUCCACUUGUGUCUUUUCUCGCCUCAUUCGUAGCGUCACUGCUGCUUAAGUACACCAACCGCUUUAUCGGCAACAGUUGGGUGUAUUUUAUAGGAUCCAUUAUAAGUACAAGUGUGUGCCUAUGGGUCGCCCUCACGCCCGGCUCGGGAUCGUUCAGCACACUGUCCUUAUUUUUGAUCGCCUCCCUAUUUGGAGCUGGUAACUCAAUCACGAUGAUUAGCAGCCUGUGCAUUACGGCCGACAUGAUCGGGAAGCAUGCGGAUCAGGGUGGAUUUAUCUAUUCGGCUGUCACGUUCGCGGACAAACUGAUCACCGGUGUGGUGGUAGUUAUCAUCGAGUCGGUGAAAUGUCACGACCGUUCUGAAUGUCCAGAGUAUUAUAGAGGAGUGCUAUCGUACGGGUGCGGUUUGGCGGCUGUGCUGGGGUGCUUAACGUUGGCCACCUUACCGUGUACUACCGCAUCCACCCGUCGACGGGACGAGCAAUGCACGACACAGCAUUAA